GAAUCUGUUAGAAAUUCUAUUAAAGAAUCUGCCAGCAAGAAGUUUCCCAUCAUGGGACCCAAUGACUUUGAAUUUGUUAAAGUGCGUCAAAAGAAAAUAACAAGGCUUGAGCUUGGUCCUAAUACAGAGUAUAAUUACUCUGUUGUGAAGAAAAUGGCUGGGCAGGGGAUUUUGUAUGUUAAAGUCAGAGAGGGCUACGAGUUUAUUUAUGGAGAAAGCAAUGGUGAUUCCGAUGAGAACUUGCUUGUCAGUUCUUUCUCAUCGGUGCCCAGUGGUGAUCAGAAUGAUGAGACUAAUCUGAGUGUUGGAAAUAGAGACAAGGCUGAUGACAGUGAACAAGCUGUUGCACUUGUACAUGAAGAACAAACAGCUGAGGGAACCAAUGAAGUUGAAACCACUAACAAACCUGGUGAGUCUGACACUCAAACCUCUGCAGUUGAUGAAUUGGAUCCUUAUGAUUGUUUAAUUCAGGAAAUUACUACAAGAGAGAUGACAGAUCCCGUGGAGAUCUUGAAAUUCCUUCAAGAACGUCUGAUCAAGGGAAGAAAAUUAGAUGUUGCUGAUGGAGAUAACAGCACAGCACCUGAUCCUGAAGACCCGAAAAACACAACAAACUACAUUUGCGUGGAUCGAGAAAACAUUUUGCAAUCAACACUUGCUGAAUUACAAUCUAUUGAGGAUUUCUCAGUCACAUUUGAAGUUGAUUUUAUGGGAGAAGUUGCCAAAGACUAUGGAGGUCCUCGCAAAGAGUGGAUUCGCUUGGUCAAUUCAGCAAUGAAAACAAAGUACUUUGAUAAUGGUCUUAGAGAGUUCCUUGCAGAUGAUAAUUAUUAUGUAGGAGUCAUGAUGGGAAUUGCCUUGUUGCAGAAUGGCCAGUUGCCCACAAUCUUACCUUUAGACAUAGUUGAGUCACUUACACAGCCAAGUUUGAACAUGUGUGUUUCCAACCUUCAGAAAGGUCUGAACAAGUUUGGGUUGAUAAAGAUCUUCCAGAGCAAUCCAGUACUUCUUCACCUUCUGAGACCCAGUAACACACAAUUAACUGCAAAGAUCCUCAUUCAGCUUCUAAAUCCAGUGUUUUCACCAGAGGGUUCUACUGCGUACUCCAGAGAAAAGGAGGUCUAUGACCUUUUUAUUAAGUACAUCAGACAAGUGGCUAGUGGAAGGCGACCCCCACUGACAUUAAGUUCUAUAUUAAUCUUCAUUACUGGAGCAGCAGAAGAGCCUGUCCUUGGCUUUACUCAGCAGCCAACCAUUACUUUUGUCAAAGGGCAAGUUAAUGAUCAGGCAUCAGGACAGAAUGAAUUCUUCUUCAUACCUACUGCACACACUUGCAGCAACAGCUUGGUCCUCCCAAGGGGUGCACUUCUUGGAAUCUUACCCUCAGAGGAAAAGUUGUUUGCCAUUUAUGACCUUGCCUUUGCAAAUAGGCACUUUGGAUUUAUGUGAACUGGGACAGUUUUACAUAAUUUGACAAUUACCUCCACCAUCAACGUGAAAGGUCAUUUACACUCCAAGAUGGUUGCUGCUGCUUCCCAGAUUUUGCACACCAGAGUUUCUACCUGUUGACUGGGUACGCAUCAGAAUUUGUUCUAAAAUUUACAUUUGAUUGAACACACUAUAAACAUUCAUGAUUUGAAAUUUCUUUGUAUUCAAUUAAGCCCAGUUUACUCAAGCAUUUUUAUGUGACAGUUUUUGAGUGGCAAUCCCUACUUGCUAGUGUAGAUGAGGAAAAUUAGCCAAUUUUUAUGUGACAAACGUAUUCGUUUAAAAGCUGUGCAUAUCUCUGCUGUCCAAUCAUUACAGGCACACUAACCUUUGAACUGUCAACAAAAUUUUGCUGUGCCAUGUACACACUCAAACAUAUUUCUCACAUAAACACUGCUUGUGUAAACCUGGCUUUA
Molecule: messenger RNA, 1904 nt
Organism: Orbicella faveolata
Lineage: Eukaryota; Metazoa; Cnidaria; Anthozoa; Scleractinia; Merulinidae
Source: RefSeq, a predicted model, not a curated record